Messenger RNA from Fusarium graminearum PH-1, 348 nucleotides. RefSeq lists its product as uncharacterized. The coding region runs from base 1 to 348 and encodes 115 amino acids. The record is from RefSeq and is a predicted model, not a curated record. NCBI's taxonomy places the organism in Eukaryota, Fungi, Ascomycota, Sordariomycetes, Hypocreales, Nectriaceae. The transcript has a single exon.
AUGCGUAGGCAGUUCGGUGAAAACGAGCAGAUUGCCUCACAAGUCCACGAGACCCUUGUGCGAUACCUUCUCGAUAAGUAUUCCGAGAAGGGGGGUAUCACCUACGAAAAGAUCAACGCGUACAUCACAAGUGCGAGAGAAGUCAACGUGGACAACAUUCUAACUAUGGCGCUGGACUACAUCUUUCGUAACUUUGGCGAACUGUAUCAUGCGGUUUGUGAUGCCGUCGAAACGGCAAGGGAUAGGGGUCCUGUGCGAUGGACGCCAGGCAACUUGGUCGAAAGACUCGAGAGGGUGAAGAAGGAGCAAGAAUGGGGACAAAGGGGAGGUUAUAUGGAUGAGCGAUAA